Seminavis robusta is the source of this 771-nucleotide messenger RNA. The record is from the annotation of a GenBank genome assembly. NCBI's taxonomy places the organism in Eukaryota, Bacillariophyta, Bacillariophyceae, Naviculales, Naviculaceae.
AUGGGCUUUACUUAUGCCCUUCCUGAUUAUGUCCAUGAUGUUUCGAAUCCAACUAACACCACUGGCACAUUGGUGGCCACAACUACCGAAGAGAUUGAUGAAGAUGCCGAUGGAACUGAAGAGGAACCACCCAGUGACGCGAAUGCCUACUUAAGACAAGUACUUGGAGAUGAAGAAGAUAUAGAGAUUGUUCUCAAUGAAGAACCUCCUCCUAACACCGCCAAUGCUGCAGUUUUGUACCAGAUUGAGUUGGAGGAAACUGCUGAAUUAGCGGCGACCAAUGACAGGAUGCACCAAGAGUUGGUCCGAUCCGAAUUGGCCAGACUACUACCAGAUACAAAUGGCAAAGAGAGUACUAGCGAUGCAUUCAAGCAACUCUCUAAUCAUCAAGCAUGGUUUCCUCUUCGCUCUCCAUCCAGCAGUAGCCCUGAAACUGACGUUGAUAAGGCAGAAGCAGCACUGUUCCACGAGUGGUCACCAACCUACAAUAUCGAUGUCGCCACAGGGCCUCAAAGUUAUCAUGCCUUUGCCCGUGCCUGGAAUAUUGAAGCUGCCAAUCGAUUCAGAGCGUGGAGUCAAGGAGAUGAGGAGGUUGUUCAAAUUCGGCCCAAGAAUAGGGAGUUCCUUGUGCAACACUACAAGGAUGGACUUGCAUAUGAGGCGUUGUGCCGAACAGCGCCACGAAAUGACCUGCAUCAGCUAGUGAUGGAGUCAGGUCCAUCCAUGUUGGGAGGUGUCAUUACCCUGAAGGAUACUUUGACCAUUGGAUAG